GUAGAUGCGGCGACGCGCCCUAGCUCGGCCUUUGCUCGCCAUCUGCAGACGGGGUUCUCAGGACUGGCGCCAAGAUGAUGCUUUCAAGAGCCAAACCUGCAGUAGGUGGGGAACCACAGCACACUGACAGAAGAAAGAAGAAAGGUAGGAAGAUUCCAAAACUAGAGGAGCUACUUUCACAAAGAGAUUUCACUGGAGCUAUUACUCUCUUAGAGUUCAAACGCCAUGCUGGAGAGCAAGAACAAGAUACUAAUCUGUGGAUUGGCUACUGUGCCUUUCACCUGGGGGACUACAAGAGGGCUCUGGAGGAAUAUGAAAAUGUAACGAAGGAGGAAAAUUGUAACCCUGAAGUCUGGGUGAACCUAGCCUGCACCUACUUUUUUCUUGGGAUGUAUAAACAAGCUGAAGCAGCCGGAUUUAAAGCUCCAAAGAGCCGGCUCCAAAACCGCCUGCUGUUCCAUUUGGCUCACAAGUUCAAUGAUGAGAAAAAAUUAAUGAACUUUCAUCAAAAUCUUCAAGAUAUCACAGAAGAUCAGCUCAGUUUGGCCUCAAUCCACUAUAUGCGAUCUCAUUACCAAGAAGCUAUUGAUAUAUAUAAGCGAAUACUGCUGGAUAACAGAGAGUACCUGGCUCUCAACGUUUACGUGGCCCUCUGCUACUACAAGUUGGAUUACUAUGAUGUGUCUCAAGAGGUUCUAGCUGUUUACCUUCAGCAAAUACCUGAUAGCACCAUCGCACUCAAUCUUAAGGCCUGUAAUCAUUUUCGACUUUACAAUGGCAAAGCAGCUGAGGCAGAACUCAAAAGUUUGAUGGACAACGCUUCAUCACCCUUUGAAUUUGCUAAAGAACUCAUCAGGCACAAUCUGGUGGUUUUCCGAGGAGGUGAAGGGGCCUUGCAAGUCUUACCUCCUCUGGUUGACGUGAUUCCCGAAGCCAGGCUAAACCUAGUGAUUUACUAUCUUCGUCAAGAUGAUGUACAAGAAGCUUAUAACUUAAUUAAGGAUCUGGAACCUACUACUCCACAGGAGUAUAUCCUUAAAGGAGUGGUGAAUGCAGCACUUGGCCAGGAAAUGGGUUCAAGGGAUCAUAUGAAGAUUGCCCAGCAGUUCUUCCAGUUGGUGGGAGGCUCAGCUAGUGAAUGUGAUACAAUACCAGGGAGGCAGUGCAUGGCUUCCUGUUUCUUCCUACUGAAGCAAUUUGAUGAUGUCUUGAUUUAUCUCAACUCAUUUAAGAGUUACUUCUAUAACGAUGACAUCUUUAACUUUAAUUAUGCCCAAGCCAAAGCUGCAACAGGUAAUACCAGUGAGGGAGAGGAGGUGUUCCUCCUGAUUCAAAGUGAGAAGAUGAAAAAUGAUUACAUUUACCUCAGUUGGUUAGCUCGGUGCUAUAUCAUGAAUAAGAAACCAAGACUAGCCUGGGAACUUUAUAUCAAGAUGGAAACCUCUGGUGAAUCCUUUAGUCUCUUGCAGCUCAUUGCUAAUGACUGUUACAAGAUGGGCCAGUUUUACUAUUCAGCCAAAGCCUUUGACAUCCUGGAGAGGCUUGAUCCCAACCCUGAAUACUGGGAAGGCAAAAGGGGCGCAUGUGUGGGCAUUUUCCAGAUGAUCUUAGCAGGGAGAGAACCCAAAGAGACGCUUCAAGAAGUUCUCCAUUUACUGAGAAGCACAGGUAAUACCCAAGUAGAAUAUAUCAUCCGAAUCAUGAAGAAAUGGGCCAAAGAAAACAGAGUGUCUAUCUGAAAUAGCUCCGAGGUCUAAGCCUAAGGAUCAGCUUCAACUUUGACAUAACAUUGGAAAACAUUUUCCUGAAAUUGAAUCAAAGAUACAGGGCUCUACUUGAUUGACAUGGACCAUCCUUGCUCAAGACCUAAGAUCAGUGACUGACUUGAGACCUAGGUCCCUGACCUAACCAAGUACCAUAGUCUGUGCUGUGGCCCUGUUAUGAUCCUACCAGCAAUAAGUCAUUGGAUUUACUUGGUGCCUUUCUUCAGAGUACUGUCAUGUAAUUUACUGACAUUUCUCUUCUUUUCAUGUUAGGAUUUCAUGGUAUUGUCUCCUAGUGCAAUAAGUGACUUUGAUGAUAAAGAAUCACUAUAAUUUUGUCAUCUUACCAUCUCUCAUUUCCAAACAUUAUCCUGUUUGUUUGUUUGUUUGUUUUGAGGGAAUUCCAUAAAGAGUUUUAUAACACAUUUCUGAAUUUUGGGAGAACAGGAUUUUCAUUAACUAGCCGUGUGACACUAAGGAUGGCCAGAAGAUUCUCGAUCAAACUGUCCCGCCCUCCCUAGAAAAGAUGACUGCGGGGUUCCACUCUCUCAGAAAUUGAUUGUCCAUGAUAAUAAUGUUAAUGUUACAGUAGAGUCAAAUGAGUUCUGCGGUUUUUUAAAAGGUAAGUACUAUGAAAAAAAAAUCGUGUAAUGUCUCUAAAGGAAUUCAUGAAACAAAGUCUACAAAUCUCAUUAGUCAUCUCUUCAGUGUGUUUAGGUAACCAAGAUAGUUGGGUUUCACUAUAUCUGCUGAGUAAGCACACAUUUUGAAACUAGGGAUACCACAUUUAUAUGUAGUUACCAUAGGCACUUAUUCCUGUGAGUCCUACUGGGAUGGUGGCCUCUUGGAGACCUCCUCAUGGCUGGACUUCAGUAUGGUCGCUGAGCUCUCUUAACAUACACCUCCUCUACAGCUGAGCAUUCCUAGGCUCAUAGCCUAUUUUCAGGAGAUGGAUCCAUGUCCAUCUACACAUUAAUUACCUUUGUUUCUAUAUCAUAUAAUUUUCAUCAGUUUAAUAUACCCACUGUGACAUCUAGAAAGUGUGCAGCCAUCCCUAUCCACCAUAAAAUGGAUGUGAAUUCCUUGAGGCAGUCACGUCAGAAGAAUUCUAUUCUUCUAUUGCAUUAGUUUUUCCUCUUGUCCCCAGCAUCCCCCUGGGGAUGGCAGGGUCCUAUAGAAUGGCAAUGGGCAUCCAGCCAGACUCAGAGUAGCCUAGGAGAGACAGAGGCCACUGAAGAUAACCUUACUUCUGGAUGGUGGUAAGGGUCCUUCUCUAUUCAGGAAGAUGGCCAGGCUGCUUACGUUUUAUAUUCCAUUCAGAUGUAAUCAUUCUAGAGCACAAAUCAAGAUCAACUGGCCAGGCUGGGAAGGUGGCUCAGUGGUAGAGCACUUGCCUUGCAUGCAUAAGGCCCUGGGUUCGAUUCCUCAGCACCACAUAAGCAAAAAGAAAAAAAGAAUCAUUCCUGUAAAAUUUUACCUUGCUUAAAACAUUGGGCAACACAAUAAUGGGAAAGACCGACAGAUCUCCUCAGUAGCUUUUGGCAAUUAAAUUUGUCUUCCAAUGAAUUGCUAUGAUUUUUAAAUUUUCUUAACUUGCAAAGAUUUUCCACUAAUGGUGAUUUACUGUUAAAUGAGUUUUUAUUGAAUUUAACAAUUUACUAUUCAUCCUGACAUUUUCUUGUCUUUUAGUGGGGAAAAACAUAUUCCAAAAAGUAGCAGAAUCUUAGGCUAAUUUUUUUUAAAGCUUUUAGUCUAUAAGGUUGAGCCAGAAACAUACAGAUUCAUUUAAAUAGAAGUAUAUCCCAUUCUAUCAUUCUAUCAUUAAGGGAACUGCUUCUGAAUUUCUUGUAAGUGUUUAAGGCUGCAGGUUGUCUUCUCCCAUGUGGUAAUGGGAAGAGAGGAAAGUCCGGGCUUAGGAAUGUAAUAUGAUGUAUAUAGUUUAUAUCAUCAAUGUACUAUUUAUAGCUUGAAGCAUACAUUACUCGCAAAUGGGAAACAAACUCUUUUGCAAUUAUUUUUGUACCUCAAAAUAAUUAUUACACACCACUGUAUCAUAUUCCAAUUAAAGUUUAUUACUUGGUUUUUA
Dipodomys ordii (Ord's kangaroo rat) is the source of this 3849-nucleotide messenger RNA. RefSeq names its product tetratricopeptide repeat domain 26 (gene Ift56). Gene Ontology annotation, molecular function: intraciliary transport particle B binding; protein binding. Gene Ontology annotation, cellular component: intraciliary transport particle B; ciliary base; ciliary basal body. NCBI's taxonomy places the organism in Eukaryota, Metazoa, Chordata, Mammalia, Rodentia, Heteromyidae. Gene Ontology annotation, biological process: intraciliary anterograde transport; intraciliary transport involved in cilium assembly. The coding region runs from base 75 to 1739 and encodes 554 amino acids. The record is from RefSeq and is a predicted model, not a curated record. The transcript is spliced from 18 exons.